ACAAAAGAGUCUCGCCGGCGUCCCCGCCCGCACACUCGCGCACACUCGCGCUCGGGCGCACACGGAACUGGCACGGGCGCCCGGAGCGAGCCAGCGAGCGGCGAGCCGGGGACCCCCCGCGCGGAGCCAGCCAAGGAGCCAGCGAGCCGCGCCCGCGACGACCUCCGCCCCCCGAGUCCCGCAGCCGCCCCCCGCCGGCCGGUGUCCCCGCCGUCCUCCCUGACCCAUGGCGCUGAAGCGGAUUCAGAAAGAAUUAAGUGAUCUACAGCGUGACCCACCCGCUCACUGCUCCGCCGGACCUGUGGGAGACGACUUGUUCCACUGGCAAGCAACUAUUAUGGGACCUCCUGAUAGCGCAUAUCAAGGCGGAGUCUUCUUUCUCACUGUACAUUUUCCAACAGACUAUCCUUUUAAACCACCAAAGAUUGCUUUCACAACAAAAAUUUAUCAUCCAAACAUAAACAGUAAUGGAAGUAUUUGUCUUGAUAUCCUGAGGUCACAAUGGUCACCAGCUCUGACUGUAUCAAAAGUUUUAUUGUCCAUAUGUUCUCUACUUUGUGAUCCUAAUCCAGAUGACCCCUUAGUACCAGAUAUUGCACAAAUCUAUAAAUCAGACAAAGAAAAGCGAAGUCACGUUGAACCAAUAAUUGGUAUAAGUAUGAUUACUGCAAAUACAACAGACACGCAAGAGAAUGGACUCAGAAAUAUGCAAUGUAAAAUAAAAAUAAAUUUCAUAUAUACCAGAGUACUGUAAAAUCUAGGUUUUUUUCAAUAUUAACAGUAAAUUGAGCACUGUUUACUGUUUCAUUGUAUCAUGAAAUCUUUUGAUUUUUAUCCAUUUUAAAUGUAUUUCUGAAGCAAGACUAAACAAACUUCCAAAAAUACCCUUAAGACUGUGAUGAAAGUCUUUUUGUAUGCAUUGAGAAAGACAUUUAUUAUGGAUUUUAAGAUACUUGGACAUCUGCAUCUUCAGCUUACAAGAUCUACAAAACAUCUGAAAAGUAACCAAAUUAUUUUUUGCUGAAAUUAGAUGUUUUUACAUGAGAAAUACUGUAUGUGUUGUCUGUGUCGUCAGUUUUAUAAAUCUAUUCAGAUUUCAUUCUUUGUUAGCUCACUUUAUAAUUUGUAUUUUUUUACUGUAUAGACUAAAUAUAUUCUAUUUACAUGUAUGUCAACUCAUUACUUUUUUCCUGUGAACAGUAUUGAAAAAAACCGAACAGCUGAUAAUUAAAUGAAUUAACUGUCUGUCUCCCUUGUCUUAGGGUUUUCUGUGUAGAUCAAUUGCAGAUUUCUUAAACCUGAAUGAUCUUUACACUGUAAUUCUCAGUAUACUGAUUAUGGAGAAACACUUGUUUUGAUUUUGUUAUACUUGACUUAACUUUAUUGCAAUGUGAAUUAAUUGCACUGCUAAGUAGGAAGAUGUGUAACUUUUAUUUGUUGUUAUUCACAUUUGAAUUUUUUUCUGUAUAGGCAAUAUUAUAAUGACACCUUUUACAGAUCUUAAUGUAGCUUUUCCAUAUAAAUAAAAUGCUUUUUCUACUACUUGUCUUGAUUACUUAAAAAGAUAAAAUAAUACUUUAUAAGUAAAGGAUCAAAACUCUGUUAAAUUUUGCAUGAAAAUUAAUUCCAAAUUGUGAGACUAAGGUCUGUUGAUUUGGCUAAUUAACCACCAUUAGUUAUAUAAAUUUUAUUGCUUUAGCUUUUUAUCUGUUCACUAAAUUGUCAGUCUAAAGGUGAUAUAGAUUGGUCCCUUGUUAUAGAAGAGAAUUUAAAAUAAGUUAGGGUUUGUCUUGGAUCACAACUAAAAUGGAUUAAUUACUGAAGUACUAAGAUGUGUGUGUAUAAGAUAGUGUCACCCACACUGAAGAAAAAUCUGUAUAGACCUGAAGAAUAAGUAGGUUAAUUCAUUAAAAUACCACUCUAGAUGUAACUGACAUUGCAUUUCUUCACAUUUUAAAAUUAUAAUUUCCAAAAUAGAAUUUUAGUGCCAUCCACUUUGAAAAAGAGCAUCCUUUUUUUUUCUUUUUCUUUUUUACUAUAGAAAUUAGGGCAAAAAUUCUAAAAUGAUGCUUCUCCUGGCUUUAUAAAUUGCCAGUAAAAAGUAGUUAAAUAAGCAGGUUAUCUUUGCAGAUAUUAAAGAAAGCUUGAAAGUAUUUUAACUUGGGAAAAAUACACCUCUAAUUAUUAGCAUGUUUACUAAACUUGGGUGAGUGUCAUUUUUAAGAAGAGUGAUAGCUCUUCUGAUUAUGCGGUAGCUAUAUAAGUGUGCAAGAAUCUGUGACGGAUGUAGUCAUUAGCAAGACAUUUAAAUCACUGAAGUAUUUUACCAUGGUUCAUUAUUAUUAAAACACAGAAUAACCCGUUGUUAGAAAGUGUGUUUUUAUAAAUGAAUGUAAAAUAUUUAAAUGAAUUGUGAAAUGGAUGUUUAAGAAAAUAUAGGUUUAAAAGUAAUUAUAUUAAGUGAUGUCUUGAAACAGGCAUAUUAUGAAGAACACUCCCAGUUAUAUUAUUAUAA
Myotis myotis is the source of this 2515-nucleotide messenger RNA. RefSeq names its product ubiquitin conjugating enzyme E2 D1 (gene UBE2D1). Gene Ontology annotation, molecular function: ubiquitin conjugating enzyme activity. The transcript is spliced from 8 exons. Gene Ontology annotation, biological process: ubiquitin-dependent protein catabolic process; protein polyubiquitination. Bases 227 to 754 code for a protein of 175 amino acids. Gene Ontology annotation, cellular component: nucleus. The record is from RefSeq and is a predicted model, not a curated record. NCBI's taxonomy places the organism in Eukaryota, Metazoa, Chordata, Mammalia, Chiroptera, Vespertilionidae.